GCAUGUUUUGGUUUGUGAUCUUAGCUUAAACCUGAAUUUGAUGCAACCUUUAAUAUCGAGCUUCCCAGAUCGACCACUCAGAUCAAGAUUUUUCGGUCUUCUUCUUCCCAGAAUCGGGCCAGCGAGAACAUCGAGUGAUUCUUACUUCACACUUCACAGCAUGGAGCUCUGGUAAGUGAUAUGUGGCGACUCAGAGAGAAAGCGAAGAGCCGCGUCUACUCUCUGCUUUAUGUUCCAAUGCUUUCUCCUAUAUUUCCUUCUUGAUUACUGCCAAUUCCUCCGUCAAUUUAAUCCAUUUCAUAGAAUCCUCGGCUCUUCUCUUCUAUCCUCUCGAGCUGUGCGUCUAUUCGCUGCAAGCUUUUAUUUUUUUGCGAUCUGAUCUCUGCCGAGAAAGAGGGCGAAGAGCUCAUUGAAGAUUUGGUCUCUCGAUUUCGUUAUUGGUUCUAAGGAAUAUUGGAGAAAGAAGAGAGUUUGGCGAUCUGGAGGAGGAAUGAUAGAUAUUUUGCGGUGUGGAAGAAACCCUGAUUUGGAUUUGCAGCUGCGAACAUCUUCCAGAGCGAAGGCGGCAGUUUGGGAUCGUGCGAUAUGCGGAGGAGCCGGCGCCCGGCAAGAAGGAGGCUUUCGGAUUGGAUCUGGUGGAUUCUUGCUCUAUUCAUGGCUGGGGGUUUGCUUCUAUUUAUUCUUCAUCACCACCACCAGGACAGGUCUGGGCUUCAGAUCAAGGAGAAGGGCCCAAAACCCAUAGAGAUUGCACAUCGGAGCUUCAAUCUAACACAAGAACUAUUGAGCAGUACAUCCUUUGCUAGGCAAUUGGCUGAUCAAAUGACCCUAUCCAAAGCUUAUGUUGUCAUUGCAAAAGAGCUUGGAAACCUCCAACUUGCUUGGGAACUCAGCUCACAGAUUAGGAACUGCCAACGAUUGUUUUCUCAAGCAGCUUUUCGAGGAAAGCCUAUAAGCCUUGAAGAAGCUCAUCCCAUCAUUACUCAACUGGCUCAGCUAAUCUACAAAGCCCAGGAUUUACACUAUGACAUCAGCACCACCAUUACAACUCUGAAGAACCAUGCAAAAGCCCUUGAAGAGCGUGCAAAUGCAGCUACAGUGCAGAGUGCACAGUUUGGUCAAUUAGCUGCUGAGGCUCUUCCCAAAAGCCUCCAUUGCUUACACAUUAAGCUGCUAGAUGAGUGGUUUAGCAAUCAAGAACUGAGAAAACUUGCAGAAACGCAUAGGAAGUCACCUAUGCUCGUAGACACAAAUUUGUACCAUUUCUGUAUAUUUUCAGAUAAUGUUAUAGCCACUUCAGUUGUUGUGAACUCGACCAUCUCCAACGCAGACCAUCCUCAGCUGCUUGUAUUUCACAUAGUCACGGAUGGCAUCAAUUAUCAAGCGAUGGCAAGUUGGUUUUUGAAUAACGAUUAUAAAGGUUGUUUCUUUGAAGUUCAGAGUCUUGAAGAGUUCGAUUGGCUGAACGCUUCUUACUCUCCUUUGUUGAAGCAGCUAUCGUAUUCAGAAUCAAAAGCAUAUUACUUUAGUGGUGUUUCAGCCUACCCUGAGGAGGAGACCAAGUUCAGGAACCCAAAGUUUGUUCUUUUGCUCAACCACCUGCGCUUCUAUAUUCCAGAGAUAUACCCAUCACUGGAAAGAAUAGUGUUUCUUGAUGAUGAUGUUGUGGUGCAGAAGGAUUUAACACCGCUAUUUUCGCUCGAUCUUCAUGGAAAUGUCAAUGCAGCUGUCGAAACCUGCCUCGAGUCGUAUCAUCGGUUCUACAAAUUUCUGAAUUUUUCGAAUCCAUUGAUCAGCUCGAAGUUCGACCCGCAGGCCUGUGGGUGGGCAUUUGGUGUCAAUGUGUUCGAUCUGAUUGCCUGGAAGAAAGCAAAUGUAACUGCAAGAUAUCACUACUGGCAGGAACAGAAUGCACAUAGAACGCUGUGGAAGACAGGAACGCUUCCUGCUGGGCUACUGACAUUCUACGGGUUGAUGGAGCCGCUCGAUCGAAGAUGGCAUGUUUUGGGGCUCGGCUAUGACCUCGACAUUGAUGAUAGGAUUAUACAGAGCGCAGCAGUUUUGCACUUUAGUGGCAACAUGAAGCCAUGGCUGAAGUUGGCUGUCAGUAAGUAUAAGCAUUUAUGGACUCAGUUUGUCGACUUUGAACGACCCUAUCUGAGAGACUGUAUCAUGCAUUGAAUUGCAGUUGUCCUGUUAUUUGAUUCUCUUAUAUUUUUGAAGUCUGAAACUACAUGUUUCAGCUUGGCUGGAAAUUGUUAAAGCUUCUUGGAAUCGAGAGACCUUUUUAUACAUGGCGAAGCACAAGCUUUUGUAUUUCUGUAUUUGAAACAUCAGUUCUGUAACUAAGAUUGUUUGGGAUAGACUUUUUUAUUGUUUCUUAAAGUAGCUUUCUAGUACAUAAAUUUUAAUUUUUGUAUUAAAAAGCUGCUUCAAGAAACAGUAAGAAAGCCGUCCCAAAUGAAGCCUAAAUCCUCUGAUCUAGCUGGUUGUAAAUUGGAGGCAUGUAUUGAGAGUCCUCAUUGCCAAUUAGAUCAUUUAUGUGAAUUGAAAGAUUGUUCGAUUUUUACAGUGUUAUUAUUAUUUUUAAAUAAAUGGUCUUUGAACAGUA
This is a messenger RNA of Dendrobium catenatum, 2611 nucleotides long. Its product is annotated as probable galacturonosyltransferase 11. Gene Ontology annotation, molecular function: polygalacturonate 4-alpha-galacturonosyltransferase activity. NCBI's taxonomy places the organism in Eukaryota, Viridiplantae, Streptophyta, Magnoliopsida, Asparagales, Orchidaceae. The record is from RefSeq and is a predicted model, not a curated record. Bases 586 to 2181 code for a protein of 531 amino acids. The transcript is spliced from 2 exons.